AUGGCUUCUAACGAUAAGGGUUUGGAGGAGAUCCCCGAGGGACAGAUCGAUUCCAACUACGAUGAAAUCACUGACUCCUUCGAUUCCAUGGACUUGAAGCCCGAGCUGCUUCGCGGUAUCUACGCCUAUGGUUUCGAACGUCCCUCGGCUAUUCAACAGCGUGCCAUCAUGCCCAUCAUCAAGGGUAACGAUGUCAUUGCUCAGGCCCAGUCCGGUACAGGCAAGACCGCUACCUUCUCUAUCUCCGCCCUCCAGAAGAUCGACCCCAACCUGAAGGCCUGCCAAGCCCUGAUUGUCGCUCCUACUCGUGAGUUGGCUCAGCAGAUCCAGAAGGUUGUCGUUGCCAUCGGUGACUUCAUGGAGAACAUCACCUGCCACGCCUGUAUUGGUGGUACCGGUGUCCGUGAGGACAUGAACACCCUCCGCGAGGGCCCCCAGGUCGUUGUCGGUACCCCCGGCCGUAUCCAGGACAUGAUCCAGCGCCGUGCCCUCAAGACCGACCAGAUGAAACUGUUCAUCCUCGACGAGGCCGAUGAAAUGUUGUCGCGUGGUUUCACCGAGCAAAUUUACGACAUCUUCCAGCUACUUCCUCAGUCCACCCAGGUCACCCUGCUCUCCGCUACCAUGCCCCAGGAUGUCUUGGAAGUGACUACCAAGUUCAUGCGCGACCCCGUCCGUAUCCUGGUCAAGAAGCAGGAGCUUACCCUCGAAGGUAUCAAGCAGUUCUACAUCGCUGUCGAGAAGGAGGAGUGGAAGCUUGACACCCUGUCCGAUCUCUACGAGACCGUCACCAUCACCCAGGCUGUCAUCUUCUGCAACACCCGCCGCAAGGUCGACUGGCUCACUGACAAGCUCACUGCCCGUGACUUCACUGUCUCUGCCAUGCACGGUGACAUGGAGCAGUCCCAGCGUGACAUUAUCAUGAAGGAGUUCCGCUCUGGAUCUUCCCGUGUCCUGAUCGCCACUGACCUGUUGGCCCGUGGUAUCGAUGUCCAGCAAGUCUCCCUGGUCAUCAACUACGACCUGCCCUCCAACCGUGAGAACUACAUCCAUCGUAUCGGUCGUGGUGGCCGUUUCGGUCGUAAGGGUGUUGCUAUCAACUUUGUCACUGCCGACGAUGUCCGUAUGAUGCGUGAGAUCGAGCAGUUCUACAGCACCCAGAUCGAGGAGAUGCCCAUGAACGUUGCUGACCUCAUCUAA
Molecule: messenger RNA, 1200 nt
Organism: Aspergillus tanneri
Lineage: Eukaryota; Fungi; Ascomycota; Eurotiomycetes; Eurotiales; Aspergillaceae
Gene: tif1
Product: putative eukaryotic translation initiation factor 4
Exons: 6
Coding region: 1-1200 (399 amino acids)
Molecular function (GO): ATP binding; RNA binding; RNA helicase activity
Source: RefSeq, a predicted model, not a curated record